AUGUGGCGGACAAAGUCUGAAGAAGACAUUCAACUCCGUAAUGAACUAGAGAUGCUCGUUGAGCGUUUGAAGGAGCCCAAUACCGAUCUUCAUCGACCAGCUCUCGAAACCUUACGAACACUCAUACGAACAUCAACUUCGUCAAUGACAUCAGUACCAAAACCGCUUAAAUUCCUCCGCCCUCACUAUCGCGAUCUGCAAGCUCUCCUCGAAACCUGGCCAACGUCAGAGAAUAAGAGCCUCUUCGCUGACAUCCUUUCCGUACUUGCAAUGACAUAUUCCGAUACUGAACCUCGAGGCACUCUGAAGUACCGCCUUCUUGCAACCUCUAUGUCGACUCAACCUUCCGAUCCUGGAUCCUGGGGCCACGAAUAUAUUCGUCACCUUGCCGCUGAGCUCGGUUCCGAGUACUCAAUUAGAAUGGAGAAGGAAGAAGAUAAGACUGAGAAACAUCGAGCUAUAGAUGAGCUUCGUUCACUCAGCAUGGAGUGUGCCAAAUUCCUUCUACGACAUAAUGCAGAACCAGAUGCAGUUGACCUUCUUGAGGAGCUUGAAAUUGCAGAGCGUUUAAUAGGUCUCGUGGAUGAGAACAACUAUGCGCGUGUUUGCCAAUAUAUGCUAAGCUGUGUUGCCUAUUUAGCACCGCCAGAUGAUCAAGCGUUCCUGCGAACUGUGCAUGAACUCUACAUUAAGCACAGCAAGUUCCCCGAAGCGCUAGCUGUUGCCUUACGACUCUGGGACCAGGAUCUUAUUCUUCACGAUUAUCAAAACGCCGGCAAUCCCGUCAUGAAGAGGCAACUUGCUUAUCUUCUGGCACGUGCACAGGUGCCGUUAGAAUGGAUUCAACCCGAAGGCGAAGAGGAAGAGGAGCCAGAGGAGGAACUUCUGGAGUGCUUGAGCAACACGCAUCUCUCCGAGCAUUUCAAGGAGUUUGGCAAGGAGCUUGGUGCAGUGGAGCCAAAGAGUUUGGAAGAUAUCUACAAAUCGCAUCUCGAGAACACGAGACCCUCCGGACCGAAUAUCGACUCCGCCAGAGCGAACUUGGCGGGCUCUUUCGUUAAUGCGUUUGUGAAUGCAGGUUUCGGUAAUGACAAGCUCAUGGUUGAUGCACCGGAAGGGGAUAGUUGGGUGUAUAAGAAUAAGGAUCAUGGCAUGAUGAGUGCUGCAGCGUCUCUUGGUUUAAGCUUACUUUGGGAUACAAAUACCGGAUUGAACACGGUUGACCGUUAUACGUAUUCAAACGAGGAAUAUAUCAAAGCUGGUGCAUUCCUUGCUUUCGGUAUCCUAAACUCUGGUAUCCGCACUGAAGCGGACGCUGCGCUCGGACUCUUAAGCGAGCAUCUGGAAAAUGGAUCAGUUCCCUUGAAGUCUGCUGCUAUUGUUGGCCUCGGACUUGCGUAUGUUGGUUCCCAACGAGAAGAACUUUCCGCCUUGCUUUUGCCUAUCGUGGCAGAUGAAGGAAAUUCUAUGGAGAUCGCCUCGCUUGCUGCCCUUGCGCUUGGGUUUACGUUUGUGGGAAGCUGUAACGGCGAAAUUGCAGGAACCAUCCUACAGGCGCUCAUGGAGCGGGAUGAACUUUCUCUUAAUGAGAAAUGGGCUCGCUUCAUGGCACUUGGUCUUGCGCUCUUGUACCUUGGCCGACAAGAUGCAUCUGAUGCGACACUUGAGACGCUCAAGGCUAUUGAGCACAACGUCUCAAAACAGGCGCAGAUUCUCGUCGAGAUUUGCUCAUGGGCUGGUUCUACAAACCCUCUCAAGGUUCAGGCAAUGAUGCAUCACUGCAGUGACCACAUUGAGAAGAAAGACGGCAGCAAGGAGGAUGAUACGUACCAGGCUUUUGCAACUAUCGGGGUUGCUCUUAUUGCAAUGGGAGAGGAUGUUGGUGCUGAAAUGGCUAUCCGCCAAUUCAACCACCUGAUGCACUAUGGUGAACCGAUCAUUCGCAAGAGCGUCCCGCUCGCUCUCGGCCUCAUCAGCGCUUCAAAUCCCCAACUACCCAUCCUUGAUACACUCUCCAAAUACAGUCACGACAGUGACCUCGCCGUCGCACUCAACGCCAUAUUCGCAAUGGGCCUCGUCGGUGCUGGGACUAACAACGCGCGUCUCGCUCAGAUGUUACGACAAUUAGCGAGCUACUACUACAAAGAGCCAGACUGCCUGUUCAUGGUUCGCGUGGCACAGGGUCUUGUACAUAUGGGCAAGGGGACGAUGACUGUUAACCCAUUCUUCUGUGACCGAGCGAUUAUGAGCCGAACGGCUGUUGCUGGAUUGUUGACCGUUCUCACUGCUUUCACCGAUGCCAAAGGAUUUAUCCUCGACAAAUACCACUGGAUGUUAUACUACCUCGUCACCGCUAUGUACCCACGCUUCCUAAUCACGCUAGACGAAGAACUCAAAUCGAAGCCUGUAACCGUUCGAGUCGGUCAAGCAGUCGACGUCGUCGGACAAGCUGGCAAGCCACGUACGAUCUCCGGGUUCCAAACUCAUCAGACGCCCGUACGUCUAGGGACGCGCGAGCGUGCGGAACUGGCUACGGAGGAGUUUAUUCCUUACGCUGCUGUACUUGAGGGCUUUGUUAUCCUCAAGAAAAACCCGGGAUAUGAGAAGGAAGAUAAAAUGGAAUUGUAG
Messenger RNA from Fomitiporia mediterranea MF3/22, 2628 nucleotides. Its product is annotated as 26S proteasome regulatory complex, non-ATPase subcomplex, Rpn1 subunit. The transcript has 9 exons. Gene Ontology annotation, molecular function: enzyme regulator activity. Gene Ontology annotation, cellular component: proteasome storage granule; proteasome regulatory particle, base subcomplex; proteasome complex. NCBI's taxonomy places the organism in Eukaryota, Fungi, Basidiomycota, Agaricomycetes, Hymenochaetales, Hymenochaetaceae. Bases 1 to 2628 code for a protein of 875 amino acids. Gene Ontology annotation, biological process: regulation of protein catabolic process; proteasome-mediated ubiquitin-dependent protein catabolic process. The record is from RefSeq and is a predicted model, not a curated record.